This is a messenger RNA of Effrenium voratum, 876 nucleotides long. The record is from the annotation of a GenBank genome assembly. Lineage: Eukaryota; Dinophyceae; Suessiales; Symbiodiniaceae.
AUGGCCGAUGACAAGAAAGACAUCGAUGCAGUCUCGGGCGUCGAAACCACCGGCCAUGAGUGGGACGGCAUCAAGGAGUUGAACAACCCGCUGCCGCGCUGGUGGCUGUGGACCUUCUACGCCACGAUCGUCUGGACGAUCGGUUACACCAUCGCCUACCCGGCAUGGCCCGGCAUCACCGGCGCCACCGCCGGCGUUCUGGGCUGGUCCUCGCGCGGCCAGUUGGCCGAGGAGAUGGACGCGGCGCGGGCCGAACAGGCGGUCUAUCUGAGCCGCAUCGAACAGGCCGAUGUCAACGCGAUCGCGGCCGAUCCGGAACUGGUCCAGUUCGCCGUGGCCGGCGGUUCGUCCGCCUUCAAGGUCUACUGCGUGCAGUGUCACGGUUCGGGCGCCGCCGGCGGCGAGGGCUAUCCCAACCUCAACGACGAUGACUGGAUCUGGGGCGGCACGCUCGAGGACAUCGCCUGGACCAUCCGCCACGGCAUCCGCCACGAGCCCGAUCUCGACACGCGCUUCAACGACAUGCCGGCCUAUGGCCGCGACCAGAUUCUCGAUCGCGACCAGAUCUCGGAUGUCGCCUGGUAUGUGCGCCAGAUGUCCGGCCAGGAAUAUGACGAGGAGGCCGCCGCGCGCGGCGCCGAGACGUUCGAGAUCGAAUGCUCGGCCUGUCACGGCAUCGACGGCGAAGGCGUGCCCGAACUGGGCGGACCGCGCCUCAACGACGCGAUCUGGCUCUAUGGCGGCAGCCAUGCCGAGAUCGUCGCCCAGAUCAACAAUCCGCAGCAGGGCGUCAUGCCCGCCUGGGGCGACCGCCUGGGCGAGACGACGGUCAAGCAGCUCGCGGUCUACGUGCACCAACUCGGCGGCGGCCAGUAG